GCUCGUGCACGUUCCCGCAGGCAUGUCGUGUGCUACGUAAACUACGAAAAUAUUACUGCUGCAGUGGUUGCGCUCAGUUACCGUAGCGGCAGUUGUUGUGGCCAUGGCGCAGGUUGCAUGCGUCUUCGGCGGCACGCGCGGAAUCGGGAUCGCCGUGGCGCAGCGCUUCCUGAGAGCGGGCAGCCCCGUGGCCGUCUUCUCGCGGGACCAGAAGAACGUCGAAGAGGCCCUAAAAGAACUAGCAUUGGAACCCGGCAUUGUGCACGGACGUAAAUGUGAUGUCCGCAACGAAGCGAGCGUGCGAGAGGCUCUGGCUUGGACAGAAGAGCAGGUCGGCCCUGUGCACUAUCUCGUGACUGCAGCCGGCAUCGGCCUCGAUCGCUUGCUUGCCCAAACAAGCGAGGCUGAGAUCCGCAAUCUUCUCGACACCAAUGUCAUUGGCACGCUGUUCUGCGCCAAAGCGGCCUUGAAGGCGGGCAUGCUGCGCCGCCGACAGGGCUCCAUCGUUAAUGUGGGCAGUGUUGUUGGUGAACGAGGCAAUGUUGGCCAAACUGUCUAUUCUGCCAGCAAGGCUGCCCUAGUGGGCCUGACCCGCUCGUUGGCCAAAGAAGUUGCCUCUCGGAACAUCAGAGUCAACAUGAUUCAGCCAGGUUUCAUAGACACUGGCAUGACUCGCGCGGAACACUUGCAAGCAGUGGUUGGCCGCAUCCCCUUGCAGCGGCCGGGCCGUGCCGAGGAGGUGGCGCGUGCGGUGCAUUUUUUGGCAAGCAGCAGCUACGUGACCGGGCAGGUGCUGCCCGUGGACGGGGGCCUCCGGUUGGCCAUGUGAGGAGCGAUAGGCGAGCGCUCAGGCGCACGGUGCGGUUCCGGCGCGCGCCAGGGCCGCCCAGGACAGGCCGUGGGACAGCACCAGGGGAAGCAAGAGUUCGGCCCCUUCCCAGGGCCAGGGCUUGCCGAGGUUCGGGCAGCAGCGGGUCGCCGGGCACGGCCCGGUAGCCCACACGGCUGCGCAAACGCGGGAGGAAGGAAAGAGAUGUGAUCCAUCUUGUCGCGGAGUUCGCUGGCUUUCCCGAGGGGACAGAAUACGGAGCAGUGUGCAUGGAUGGAGCAGUUUAACGUGACUGCUGUUUCGGUAGCAUUUACAUACAUCGUUGCUCGCCAUGGGUUUCGUUGGUACAUACAGAGUUGGAUAGUAUUACUAUGAGUGAGAAGGUGACAAAAAAAUGAACGAGGUACCUAUAUUUGGUAUAUUCUGCAACACAUCCUUUGUUUAUGGUCACAUUUGUGGGUAAACAUACUGUGAAAAGAGUUCCUGUUGUGCCAUUCAGUGCACGUCAUGGAGAUUAAAAACACGAGGAACAUGUAAAGGUUCACAUUUAUACUGCGCAGGAAAAGAAGAAUGAGAAAACCUGUGAAGACAGUGCAAUAAAAUGCUUCAAGAAUGUAGGACUACGAAAAUGGUGUCGUGUGCUGCUAUGACAAAUUACAAUGAAUUUUCAAAGUGACGGAAUAUAUUACCUGGCGGGGAAAUUUUAUUGCGUUUUGGAAGAAUGAAUAUUAAAACACUUUAUACAGUUUG
Messenger RNA from Dermacentor andersoni, 1579 nucleotides. Its product is annotated as carbonyl reductase family member 4-like. The record is from RefSeq and is a predicted model, not a curated record. NCBI's taxonomy places the organism in Eukaryota, Metazoa, Arthropoda, Arachnida, Ixodida, Ixodidae. Gene Ontology annotation, molecular function: oxidoreductase activity, acting on the CH-OH group of donors, NAD or NADP as acceptor; quinone binding. Gene Ontology annotation, biological process: fatty acid biosynthetic process.